AUGAAUACAUAUAUUCAAGAACGCAAAGAAAUUUUACCUAACAAAGAGCUCGAAGAAAUGAGAGAAUUUGUUGAUGGUGCAAAAUCAGAGGAAUUCAAGAUCUUUGACCCAAGAACACAAAAAAUGGUUCCCUAUGAUGAAAAAGUUCUUCGAAGAUUAUCGAUUCAUAUCAGAAAUCAAUUCUUUGAACCUCAUUUUGGAGCACAAAUUCUUGGAGUAUUUUGUGACUGUUUUGAUGAUAAUCAUUUGUGGUAUGUUCACAUUUUAAGUGGAUUAGAAUAA
This is a messenger RNA of Trichomonas vaginalis G3, 282 nucleotides long. RefSeq lists its product as uncharacterized. The coding region runs from base 1 to 282 and encodes 93 amino acids. NCBI's taxonomy places the organism in Eukaryota, Parabasalia, Trichomonadida, Trichomonadidae. The record is from RefSeq and is a predicted model, not a curated record. The transcript has a single exon.